AUGGGACGCGCAUCAAAAAAGAUGGCCGAUGAGGACGGGGCCCGGGAUAUCCCGAAGACUUCCGAGCAAUCAGCAACAGCUGCUAGCGAGCACGACAAAUUCGACAGACUCUAUCAUUCGAUCGCAAAAUCGGCAAAAAAUGAACGUGGCAAGAAGAUGCGUCUGGAGAAAGCCGCUGUAAGGGAGCUGAGCUUCAUUUUUGUUUAA
Molecule: messenger RNA, 207 nt
Organism: Gongylonema pulchrum
Lineage: Eukaryota; Metazoa; Nematoda; Chromadorea; Rhabditida; Gongylonematidae
Source: the annotation of a GenBank genome assembly